Messenger RNA from Cucumis melo (muskmelon), 927 nucleotides. RefSeq names its product CASP-like protein 2D1. The record is from RefSeq and is a predicted model, not a curated record. The transcript has 3 exons. Bases 353 to 868 code for a protein of 171 amino acids. Lineage: Eukaryota; Viridiplantae; Streptophyta; Magnoliopsida; Cucurbitales; Cucurbitaceae.
AAAAUCCCUUAAAUUUGAAGCCUCAUCAAGCACAACACCAACACCAACACCAACACCAACACCAACACCAACACCACCACAAUUCAUUCAAACAUCAAAUCCCCAAACCAAACACAAACCCAUCAUUCCAAUACAGAAAAAUAAUAAUAAUAAUAAUAAUAAUAAUAAUAAUAAUAAUAAUAAUAAUAAUAAUAAUAAAACAUUUACAAUGAAAACCCCACCAAUCCACUAAUCCCCACUAAUCCUCACUCCAUAAAAAGCCAAAGAAAAGCUCUCAACUUUCAUUUCACACCUUCUUAUUCAUCUACAUCCCCUUCUUCACCAAACUCCAUCAAAAAUAUUAGCUCCAAAAAUGGCUGAAACCAACAAUCCUUCUCUCUUCAAAUUUCUUGAUUUCUCUUUAAGAUUAUGCUCUGUUCCUUUCAGCAUCGCUGCUUUGUGGCUCACUGUCACCAACCGACAAGACAAUCCAGAUUAUGGCAACUUAGAGUUUCAUAAUCUCAGUGGUCUCAAGUACUUGGUUUGCAUAUCUGCCAUCGCUGCCGUCUACGCUUUUCUUGCCGCCGCCGUGUCUUGCUUCCGGUGGUUCAUCGUUAGGGCUUGGGUAUUCUUCGUUUCCGAUCAGAUUGUGGCUUAUUUGAUGGUUGCAUCGGGGGCGGCGGUGGGGGAGAUAUUAUACAUAGCAUACAACGGAGAUAGAGAGGUUUCAUGGAGUGAAGCUUGUAGUUCAUAUGGCAAAUUCUGUAACAACAUGAAAAUGGCUCUCAUUUUUCAAGCUUUGGGAUUUGGUUGUUUCUUUCUCUUGGCUAUCAUCUCUGCUUUUAGAGCUUUUAGUGUCUUCCCCCCUCCCCUAAUCUCUUCCCACUAAACCCAACUCCAUAUUAAACUAUUUGUAAUAAUAUUUGGUAUAAUUGUCUUGAGGUUUUA